Enterobius vermicularis (human pinworm) is the source of this 3099-nucleotide messenger RNA. The record is from the annotation of a GenBank genome assembly. Lineage: Eukaryota; Metazoa; Nematoda; Chromadorea; Rhabditida; Oxyuridae.
AUGUGUCAAGAAGCGAGACGUUUACAUCACUUACAGGUAGUCGUUCAAAGACCAUCUUAUGGUUGUCAUCAAGACAGCACAAGUGAGGUGCAGUCACCAGUCAACUCAACUUGUCCGGCACGAUCUCCAACAUCGACAGCUAUUGUCAAAGAGGAAAUGGACUACGGGACUGAUGAUUUCAAGUCACUCCUACAAAACAACCAAAGUCUUGUUGAUGUACUUUCGACCGCAAUGAUGUUUCAGGCGAAUGUUUUCUUAAAACAGCAGCAACAGCAGAACCAACAGACACAGCAUAGCGGUCAAACAAAAACGCAUCAUCGCACUCCGAAAUCGACGACUCCAACCGGUCCCGUUAUUCCCGGUGCUCUCGCUGUUGCUGCCUCACCGGCUGCAGCAUUAUUCGGUGAAGACGACUGGUCAUGGCACCGAAACCCUGCGGCUGCAAUCCGUAGUGGAGGUACCAAUAAGCAAACCCCGGUUUGGAAAUAUUUUGUGUACAGUAAAUCGGAAAACCUUAGCCGUUGUAUUGUUGGUGAUUGCACGUAUCUUCUGAAAGGUCCACAUACGAGCACACUAGCGUGUCAUUUGAAGAAGCAUCCGGCCGAAUAUGCUGAGUUCCAAAAACUGAAGCAAGAAUAUACGCGUGAACGUAACGGUGGUCAGUUGCCUUCGUCACCGUCGUCAUCAACUGCUGGGUCGGUAACCGAUGGAGUCACUGGUCGGCCAAGACCGGGAAGUACCAAUUAUGUACUUAAAGCUGGUCGUCUCAAUGAUCCCACAAAUGGAGUCCUCAACUUAAGCAACAAGAACGCAACGAACUCGGUUGUAAAAAAUAAUGCGGCUAGUACCAUUCUAAAUGCCUUGAACGCUCGAAACAGUGACUAUCCCAGUGUUGGCUUACAGAAUGUCAAUUCUGCUUCGCUGCCAAAUUUGGAACUGUUGAAAAAUGCUGCAGUGACACCAAUGAAUGCUCGAAACACUAUUAAGUUACACUUUCAAAUUUCAGCUGCUGGCGAAACUCUUUUGGCAGCGAACUUCCUUUCUCUUGCUGGCGGUAUACCAAAUGGUAACGUUCUAAGUAGCAGAAAGUGGGGUCGCGAAGAGAGGAAGCAGAAGGACAUGGAGACUCGUUUGGCUCUUAUGCUUUCAGCAACACAACUGCCAACAAAUAUAAUCGAAAACUCUUUUUUUAAAGAAUUUAUUGAAUACGCACAACCGAAGUUUACAGUACCACAAGAUGUCCAGUACUUAGAGGAGAUAAUGAAUACGCAGCACUCCAGAACCGUCAUUAAUAUUAAAAAUCAAAUUUCUAUAGCGAAAAAAGUUGCUAUAAUGAUUGAUGUCUUGAAGUUAACUGCUCCAUCUUCGUCAACAACUUCUCUGUUUGACGACAAGGUAUUUAUAAAAACUUUCUUUAAAUUUCUCAUUUUUUUACCACUGAUGCGUAACUCUCUGUUUGCUAAAGAGAAAAAAGAAGUCGAGGCUAAAGAUUCGGAUAGCGGAUUUGAUGCUUCUAGCGACGAGAAUCAGUCAGCGGAGAAUUCUCCUCGCGUUGCUCUAGCAUCUGAUGAACCACGCCCCAUUGUUCGCCUUUGCAUUUCUGCUGCUUACUGUAGCGCUUUAACUCAACGGAUGGAGGUGGCUUUGCUUGGCGUGAGAGCCCUUGUCGAAGACGGUACAAUAUCAGAAUCCAUUCGCAGUACUGUAAAUCAGGUUCUCGCUGACUACGAGAUUGCACAUGACAAAGUGUCGCGCUAUAUUGCAAAUGGAAUCUCAGAUCUUUUGGAGAAAUCGCCAGCAGCAGGACAGCUAUUUCCAAAAAUGCUAGAACCAUACAACCAAAAGUUGACUCAGUCACUGUUAAACGUCAUUGAUCAGAACGAGACUGUCGAGGAUUUAAAGAAGAGUUUUUACAGCAUGAUCCUCAACUUUAUGACAAAACCACAGGCUAUUGAACUGCUACAAGAAGCAGCUGGACGUUCUGUGUCACUGCCAAUAACUGAUUCGUUUUUAAAUUUAAUUGAUGCUGUUCUUGAACUAAAAGAGCCAUUCUUGUUUGUGUGUUCGCAGCUCUGCUUGGAAAACCCUGGCGAAUUCUUAACGGAAGAAAAAUGGCAGUUAUUAGAUGCAGUUUCACGUCUUCUUCGUCUGUUUCGAGCUCACAUGAACGUCAUUCAAGAUGGGACGUACGCGACAAUAGACGGUGUUGUACCCUCUUUGAUGCAACUGCAACUCUCUCUCGAUAAGGACUUUGGAAUGCUUGGAGAUUUAGCCAGUCAGUUAAAAGCGGAUCUCCGUCAACGUACUGCUUCAAUUCUCGACAUUUCUUCACCAGAUUUUGAUGGCUCAUUCAUUCAGGCGACAGCAUUGAACCAUCAAUUAGCUCUACUUUUGGACGAUGAACAGCUUGCGUAUGCAAAGAACGCUAUUGAAAGACAGCUAAACGAGCGAAUGAGAGCAGCUGAAGAAGCAGUUGCACGCCGUAACUUAAAACUAAACGGCGGAGUUGACGCGCUACUGGCAGCAGUUGUCGAUCGGAAAACAUCAUCGUCGUUAUCGACCCUAUCUUCAGGAAGUGCUGCUACGUCCCCGGAGGCUCCGGUAGCGCCUGGUUUAUCGUCGUCAUCUUCACUGUAUCCCGAUCUAGUUCAUGCCGCUAAUGAGAGACGCAAGAUUAUGCAGGAGCGUCAGCAAAAUGACUCCAAGAACCGUUAUGCAGAAGCAAUCAUCCAGUCAUACUUUGACGAAUUGGCUUCUGGAACAACGCAACCACUAUCUGGUAGCCCUUUAACGGCUUCUUUCACACGAGGCAUUCCGAACGGGUUAAGUGGACGACACCUGCUGCCACUACAGUUUUGGCAAGUCAACGCUAUCAAAUGUGGUCAUCUCGCGGAAAUAGCAAUUGAACUUCUAACAAUACCAUCUUCCACUGUGUCGCUCGAGCGAAUUUUUGCCAACUCAGUGGCAGAUUCAGUUGAUGGGUCGUUGUCACAAGUGAUGUUCGAUCCGAUUUCACUUCUGAAAUCGAUCGAUGAUCCGCAACGUAUGGAACGUGAUGUUAUGUUGCGGUUUAACAGGAAUUUGAUACCGCGAGUUUGA